Molecule: messenger RNA, 7274 nt
Organism: Mercurialis annua (annual mercury)
Lineage: Eukaryota; Viridiplantae; Streptophyta; Magnoliopsida; Malpighiales; Euphorbiaceae
Product: calpain-type cysteine protease DEK1
Exons: 32
Coding region: 275-6748 (2157 amino acids)
Biological process (GO): proteolysis
Cellular component (GO): cytoplasm
Molecular function (GO): calcium-dependent cysteine-type endopeptidase activity
Source: RefSeq, a predicted model, not a curated record
GGUUGUAGCAGAGUAGGGUUUUAUUUUUUACUUUACUUUUUUUGUCUAUCUCCCCAUUUCUAUGUCUGAAGCUGAGAAAUUCUCAAAAAAAAGAAGAUAGAACCAAGUCAAUCAAGCACAAACAAACCCUAAAACUCAGCUCCACUUCUCCUUCACAAAACCCUAAGCUUCUUCUUCCAAAAAAAAAAAGCUCAAUUAUUUGGCUUCAGUUGCUAUUGGCCAUGAAGCCCAGUUCAGCAUUUUAAGCAUUUAGCAGGUCAGAGAGAGGGAAGCUAUGGAAGGCGAUGAGCACGGAAUUGUACUGGCCUGUCUAAUUUCAGGGACCCUUUUCACUGUUUUGGGCUUGGCUUCUUUUUGGAUUCUUUGGGCAGUUAAUUGGAGACCUUGGAGGCUUUAUAGCUGGAUCUUUGCUAGAAAAUGGCCGUACAUUUUUCAAGGACCUCAGCUGGGUAUAGUAUGCCAUUUUCUCUCUCUAGUGGCAUGGAUGAUUGUUUUAUCUCCAAUUUUGGUUCUUAUCUUGUGGGGCUCUUGGUUGAUUGUACUUUUGGAACGAGACAUAAUUGGUUUGGCUGUAAUAAUGGCUGGCACUGCUCUUCUACUGGCAUUCUAUUCAAUCAUGCUUUGGUGGAGGAUGCAAUGGCAAAGUUCAAGGGCGGUUGCUAUUCUCCUUCUUCUGGCUGUUGCUCUACUCUGUGCAUACGAACUAUGUGCAGUCUAUGUUACAGCUGGUAAAGACGCAUCAGAGCGUUAUUCACCCUCUGGCUUCUUUUUUGGUGUCUCGGCAAUUGCUUUGGCCAUCAACAUGCUCUUUAUAUGCCGAAUGGUCUUUAAUGGGAAUGGCUUAGAUGUGGAUGAGUAUGUACGUAAGGCAUACAAAUUUGCUUACAGUGACUGUAUAGAAAUGGGUCCCAUGCCUUGUUUACCUGAACCACCUGAUCCCAACGAAUUGUAUCCUCCGCAAUCUAGUAGGGCUUCACAUCUUGGUCUUCUCUACCUUGGCUCACUCUUGGUUCUUCUCGUCUACUCGAUUUUAUAUGGUCUCACAGCAAAGGAAGUGCGUUGGCUUGGAGCUGUUACAUCAGCUGCUGUUAUCAUUCUUGAUUGGAAUAUGGGGGCAUGUUUGUAUGGGUUUCAGCUUCUACAAAGUCGUGUCCUAGCACUUUUUGUGGCUGGUGCAUCCAGGGUUUUUCUCAUAUGUUUUGGCGUGCAUUACUGGUACUUGGGGCACUGUAUUAGUUAUGCAGUAGUUUCAUCUGUGCUCUUAGGUGCUGCUGUCUCUCGACAUUUAUCAGUGACAAAUCCAUUGGCUGCUAGAAGAGAUGCCUUACAGAGUACAGUAAUUCGCCUUAGAGAGGGUUUUCGCAGAAAGGAACAAAAUACUUCAUCCAGCUCCUCUGACGGUUGUGGCUGUAGUGUAAAACGUAGUAGUAGUGUUGAAGGAGGUAACCUUGGUAAUAUAGUUGAAUCUGGUAGCCAGAGUACUGCACAGUGCAUGCUUGAUGCUAGUAAUUGGCAGAAUGCUGAUCUAUGUCGAACUGUGAGUUGUCAUGAGGGGGUAACAAGUGAUAAAAGCAUAGACAGUGGAAGGCCAAGCUUAGCACUACAUAGCAGUUCCUGUCGCUCAGUUGCUCAAGAACCUGAAGCUGGGACGUCUGGGGAUAAAUUUUUUGAUCACAACAGCUCCCUGAUGGUUUGCUCUAGUAGUGGUCUUGAUAGUCAAGGUUGUGAUUCCAGCACAUCAGUAUCUGCAAAUCAACAAUUGUUAGAUUUGAAUAUUGCUCUUGCAUUGCAAGACAGACUUAAUGAUCCAAGGAUUACAUCUUUGCUGAAGAAGAGGGCACGGGAAGGUGAUAGAGAACUGACUAGUUUAUUGCAGAACAAAGGGUUGGAUCCGAACUUUGCUAUGAUGUUAAAGGAAAAGAACCUGGAUCCAACUAUCCUGGCCUUACUUCAGAGGAGCAGUUUGGAUGCAGACAGAGAUCAUCGUGACAAUACUGACAUCACAGUUGUUGACUCUAAUAGUGUUGACAAUGCUCUUCCAAAUCAAAUUUCUCUCUCAGAAGAGCUAAGGGUUCAUGGGCUUGAAAAAUGGCUUCAGCUGUCUAGAUUUAUUUUGCAUCACAUAGCAGGGACUCCAGAGCGAGCAUGGGUUCUCUUCAGCUUUAUCUUCAUCCUCGAAACAAUUGCUGUGGCAAUUUUUCGUCCAAGGACAAUUAAAAUCAUAACUACACACCAACAGUUUGAGUUUGGCUUUGCAGUAUUGUUAUUAUCUCCUGUUGUCUGCUCAAUUAUGGCUUUCCUUCGUUCUCUUCAAGCAGAAGAUAUGGCAAUGACAUCAAAACCUCGCAAGUAUGGAUUCAUCGCCUGGCUGCUCAGCACAAGUCUUGGAUUGCUGCUUUCCUUCUUGAGCAAAUCAUCAGUGCUUCUGGGGUUGUCUCUCACUGUCCCUCUCAUGGUGGCAUGUCUGGCUGUUGCAUUUCCUAUUUGGAUCCAUAAUGGCUACCAGUUUUGGGUUUCAAAAGUUGAAUCUACAGCUAAUGCAGGAAACCAACGUCCUUCUGGGAAAAAGGAGGGAAUUGUUCUUUUAAUUUGUGUAAUAAUAUUUAUUGGAUCUGUGUUAGCACUGGGUGCUAUAGUGUCCGUGAAGCCUUUAGAGGAGUUGCAGUACAAGGGAUGGGCUAGCGACCCAAGAAGUUUUAGUUCUCCUUAUGCAUCAUCUGUGUACCUCGGAUGGGCAAUGGCAUCUGCAAUUGCUUUACUAGUUACUGGUGUGCUGCCAAUUAUUUCAUGGUUUGCGACAUAUCGCUUUUCCCUUUCAUCUGCCGUCUGUGUUGGGAUUUUCACAGUUGUUCUUGUGGCAUGUUGCGGUGCAUCCUAUUUGGAAGUUGUUAAAUCUAGGGACGAUCAGGUUCCAACAAAGGGCGAUUUUUUGGCUGCAUUACUUCCUCUUAUUUGCAUUCCAGCAUUGCUAUCGCUUUGCUCUGGAUUGCUAAAAUGGAAAGAUGAUGGUUGGAAAUUCUCACGUGGUGUAUAUGUGUUCGUUAUUAUUGGCCUUCUACUCUUGCUUGGUGCUAUAUCUUCUGUUAUAAUAGUAAUUAAGCCAUGGACUGUAGGGGUAGCAUUUCUUUUAGUACUUCUCCUGAUCGUGCUGGCUAUUGGUGUUAUCCAUCAAUGGGCUUCAAAUAAUUUUUAUCUGACGAGGAUGCAGAUGCUUUUUGUUUGUUUUCUUGCUUUUCUUUUAGGCUUGGCAGCAUUUCUUGUUGGAUGGUUUCAAGGCAAACCAUUUCUUGGAGCAUCUGUUGGUUAUUUCACAUUUUUAUUUCUUCUUGCUGGGCGAGCGCUGACAGUCCUCCUCUCGCCGCCCAUUGUAGUUUAUUCUCCUCGAGUACUGCCUGUAUAUAUUUAUGAUGCUCACGCAGAUUGUGGCAAGAAUGUCAGUGUUGCAUUUCUUGUGCUAUACGGGAUUGCUUUAGCUACUGAGGGCUGGGGCGUCGUCGCAAGUUUGAAAAUUUAUCCACCAUUUGCUGGUGCUUCUGUAUCAGCAAUUACUCUUGUUGUAGCCUUUGGCUUUGCUGUUUCUCGUCCAUGCCUGACUCUUGAGAUGAUGGAAGAUGCUGUACAUUUUCUCAGUAAGGAUACCAUUGUUCAAGCAAUUUCUCGAUCUGCAACUAAGACAAGGAAUGAAUUAUCUGGAACUUAUUCAGCUCCACAGAGAUCUGCUAGUUCAACAGCUCUUUUGAUUGGAGACCCUACUGCUACAAGGGACAAGGCGGGGAACCCAGUGCUUCCUAGAGAUGAUGUAAUGAAACUGAGAGAUCGCUUGAGGAAUGAGGAACUAGUUGUAGGAUCAUUCUUUUACAGAAUGAGAUGUAGGACAUUUUGCCAUGAAUCAGCCAGUGAUUUUGAUAACAGAAGGGAAAUGUGUGCUCAUGCACGGAUUUUAGCUCUUGAAGAAGCAAUAGACACUGAAUGGGUUUACAUGUGGGAUAGAUUUGGUGGUUAUUUACUGCUACUGCUUGGUUUGACUGCCAAAGCAGAAAGAGUGCAGGAUGAGGUACGCUUGAGGCUUUUUCUUGAUAGCAUAGGUUUUUCAGACCUAAGUGCCAAGAAAAUUAAGAAAUGGAUGCCAGAGGACCGCAGGCAGUUUGAAAUAAUUCAAGAGAGCUAUUUGAGAGAGAAAGAGAUGGAAGAGGAAAUUUUGAUGCAGAGACGUGAAGAAGAGGGUAGGGGUAAAGAAAGAAGGAAGGCUCUUUUGGAGAAGGAAGAACGUAAAUGGAAGGAAAUUGAAGCUUCUCUGAUUUCUUCUAUUCCUAAUGCGGGCAGCAGAGAGGCAGCAGCUAUGGCUGCUGCAGUACGUGCUGUGGGAGGUGAUUCUGUUCUGAGUGAUUCAUUUGCAAGAGAAAGGGUUUCAAGCAUUGCCCGUCGGAUACGAGCUGCUCAAUUAGCACGCCGAGCGCUUCAGACGGGAAUUGCUGGUGCCGUGUGUAUCCUUGAUGACGAACCAACAACAAGUGGUAGAAACUGUGGCGAGAUAGAUCCCAACAUAUGUCAAACUCGAAAAGUCAGCUUUUCAAUUUCAGUGAUGAUCCAACCCGAGUCUGGUCCAGUGUGCCUUUUAGGGACUGAAUUUCAGAAGAAGGUUUGCUGGGAAAUUCUGGUGGCUGGCGCUGAGCAAGGUAUGGAGGCGGGACAAGUCGGGCUCCGAUUGAUCACGAAAGGUGAUAGGCAGACCACUGUUGCAAAGGAGUGGAGUAUCAGCGCAACUAGUAUUGCAGAUGGAAGGUGGCAUAUUGUGACAAUGACAAUUGAUGCUGAUUUGGGUGAGGCAACCUGUUAUUUGGAUGGUGGAUUUGAUAACUUCCAAACUGGGUUGCCCUUGUCUGUUGGCAACAGCAUCUGGGAACAGGGGACAGAAGUUUGGGUUGGCUUUAGACCACCUACAGACAUUGACGCAUUUGGAAGGUCAGAUAGUGAAGGAGCAGAGUCCAAAAUGCACAUAAUGGAUGUUUUUUUAUGGGGAAGGUCUAUUACUGAAGACGAGAUUGGCUCUCUGUACACAUCUAUAGGAUCAACUGAUCUUGGUAUGGUUGAUUUUCCAGAAGAUAAUUGGCAAUGGGCAGACUCACCAGCCAGAGUUGAUGACUGGGAUAGUGAUCCUGCAGACGUGGAUCUAUAUGAUAGGGAUGAUGUAGAUUGGGAUGGUCAAUAUUCAAGUGGGAGAAAGAGGAGGUCAGAUCGUGAAGUUGUGGUAGAUUUAGAUUCUUUUACCAGGAGAUUCAGGAAACCGAGGGUGGAAACACAGGAAGAAAUUAAUCAGCGAAUGCUUUCAGUUGAAUUGGCUGUCAAAGAAGCCCUGUCUGCUAGAGGAGAAACACGCUUUACUGACCAGGAGUUCCCUCCAAAUGAUCAAUCAUUAUAUGUAGAUCCAGAAAAACCCCCUUCAAAAUUGCAGGUUGUUUCUGAGUGGAUGAGGCCUGGUGAAAUAGUAAAGGAAAACCGUCCAGACUCCUUCCCAUGCUUAUUUUCCAGACCUGCAAAUCCCUCUGAUGUUUGUCAGGGUCGUUUGGGGGAUUGUUGGUUUUUAAGUGCCGUUGCUGUUCUGACGGAGGUGUCACGAAUAACGGAAGUAAUUAUAACUCCAGAAUACAACGAGGAAGGAAUAUACACUGUUCGCUUUUGCAUUCAGGGUGAGUGGGUUCCAGUUGUUAUUGAUGAUUGGAUUCCGUGCGAAUCACCUGGUAAACCUGCAUUUGCCACCAGCAGGAAAGGCAAUGAAGUAUGGGUGUCUAUUUUGGAGAAAGCAUAUGCUAAAUUGCAUGGCUCUUAUGAGGCAUUGGAAGGUGGUCUCGUCCAAGAUGCUCUUGUGGAUCUUACAGGAGGUGCUGGCGAGGAGAUUGACAUGAGAAGUGCCCAGGCCCAGAUUGAUCUUGCUAGCGGUAGACUAUGGUCCCAGUUGUUACGCUUUAAACAAGAGGGCUUUCUUCUUGGUGCUGGAAGUCCAUCUGGUUCUGAUGUCCACAUUUCUUCUAGUGGCAUUGUGCAAGGCCAUGCGUACUCUUUACUGCAAGUUAGAGAGGUGGAUGGACAUAAACUUGUUCAAAUUCGCAAUCCAUGGGCUAAUGAAGUUGAAUGGAAUGGUCCUUGGUCUGACUCAUCAACUGAGUGGACUGAUAGAAUGAAGUACAAGUUGAAGCAUGUUCCGCAGUCAGAAGAUGGUAUCUUCUGGAUGUCCUGGCAAGACUUUCAAAUCCACUUCCGAUCAAUAUAUGUAUGCCGCGUUUACCCCCCUGAGAUGCGGUAUUCUCUCCAUGGCCAGUGGCGAGGCUACAGUGCUGGGGGAUGCCAAGAUUAUGCUUCUUGGAAUCAAAAUCCACAAUUUCGAUUGAGAGCCACAGGUCCAGAUGCGUCGUUACCAAUUCAUUUAUUUAUCACCUUAACUCAGGGGGUGAGUUUCUCGAGAACAGCAGCUGGUUUCAGAAAUUAUCAAUCUAGUCAUGAUUCAAUGAUGUUCUACAUUGGAAUGAGGAUACUUAAGACUCGUGGUCGCCGUGCUUCCUACAAUAUUUACCUCCAUGAAUCAGUCGGCGGGACAGAUUACGUCAAUUCUCGAGAGAUUUCAUGUGAAAUGGUUUUGGAUCCUGAUCCUAAAGGCUACACAAUUGUGCCCACAACCAUACACCCCGGAGAAGAAGCUCCGUUUGUUCUCUCGGUUUUCACCAAAGCAUCAAUUACACUUGAAGCUUUAUAGUGCCCCUUUCUUUCUCACCCUUUGGACCAAAGACCAAUCUGCAAGGUUUCAAGGUGCUUGGGUUGUACAUAGAUCAAGCACUACCUGUGGGGAGUUUUUUUUCGUCUAGCCACAAAUCAUUUUGGCUGAAUGGCUAGAGUGCUGGGAUGCGGCUAUGAGGUUGUGGAGGUGGCCUUGAUUCGUUGUGCGUAAUGAACGAAUGAACUUGGAUGCAAGGAGCUAGGCAGGACGUCUUGCCAUUUAUAAGGAUAUAAAAUCGGAAAUCUCCCUCCGGCUCGGAGAUUAGUAGAGGGUUAUUUGAGGGUGGUUUGAAGUUGUAAAUGUGUAGGUAAAUUGUAAUUGUAAGAAGAAAAUAGGAUUGACCAUGUAAAUGAGGCUGAAAAUACGGAGCUAGAAAAGAAAUAGGAAACAAUAAUCACUUGAACACUAAUUUAAGGGAAUACCAAAAAGCAUUGUAGCUGGAGAAUGUUUCAGCGGCAGUUUUGUUGUGCUUUUAUAAAAAGAACAAUUUGUCUGCUUGUACAAA